Messenger RNA from Metopolophium dirhodum (rose-grain aphid), 1007 nucleotides. RefSeq names its product dihydrofolate reductase (gene Dhfr). Gene Ontology annotation, molecular function: NADP binding; dihydrofolate reductase activity. The record is from RefSeq and is a predicted model, not a curated record. NCBI's taxonomy places the organism in Eukaryota, Metazoa, Arthropoda, Insecta, Hemiptera, Aphididae. Gene Ontology annotation, cellular component: mitochondrion. Bases 311 to 865 code for a protein of 184 amino acids. The transcript has a single exon. Gene Ontology annotation, biological process: glycine biosynthetic process; tetrahydrofolate biosynthetic process; folic acid metabolic process.
AAGUGCAGGAGGGGUGCGCGUUCUCGACCAAUAUUAGUUACGUUGAUAGCAUACCUAUUUAUUUUGUCAUGCGUUACUGCGUUAGUGCAUGUCGCAUGAUACUAAUAAUUGCGUCUUGCAUGUUGCAUCGUCGUUGACAAGCAGUUCACAGUUGCCGCUUGCCGGUCACUUUCGUAAAUGGUCGUUUACCGGUAGUCAGUGGAUUAGAGUUAUAGUUACCUAUUAAUUGUUGUUCAAAAUAAAAAACUCAACUGUUAUUAAAAUUAAUUAAUUUACAAUAUUUUUUAAUUUUUUUGUUUUUGUUAUUGAAAUGAAUCCAACCGAUAAUAUGGUUUACAGUGUCAUAGCUGCCGUUUCAAAGAAUGGAGGUAUUGGCUACAAGGGUAAUCUACCAUGGAAAAUUAAAAAGGAAAUGGAAUAUUUCAAUCUGAUGACUACUCGGGUGAAUCUUAAAGGCGUUCAAAAUGCGGUUAUCAUGGGUCGCUGUACUUGGCAAUCGAUUCCAGAUAAAUAUAGGCCACUUAAAGGACGAAUAAAUGUAGUAAUCUCUAAAACAUUAAACAGUGUGCCAGAAGGUGUUUUAUUGUAUCCAAAACUUGAAGAAGCCUUAAAAUCAUUAUAUUUAAAUGAUCAUAUUGAAAAGCUUUGGGUAAUUGGUGGUUCAGGUUUGUACAAUGAAGCUGUUAAUGAUAAAAAUUGCAAAAAAUUAUAUAUUACAAAAAUUGAUCAAGAAUACUUGUGUGAUACUUUCUUUCCGGAUUUUGAUACUAAAGAAUUUGAAGAAACAAGCGAAGCUAAUGUACCUAUAGGAAUUCAAGAAGAUAAUGGUAUUAAAUAUGAAUUUAAAGUUUUCAAGAGGUUAUGAUUGUUGAAGCAUAAUAUAUUGGUAUUGUUAUGUUGAUAGAUGAAUAAUAGCCAAGAGGUACUCAUGGUACAAGGUACCCAUAUAAUUGUGCAAAUAUAAUUAUUUUAACUAUAAAUAAAAUCAAUAUUUUAUACUUUUUCUA